UAUUAUAUAAAUACAUAUAGAUCUUAAGUGCACAGUUUGAUUUAACUGAUCUUUUUAAAGCCCUUAUUUCUUAAUUUCUAACUCAGUUAAAAGUAGUCUACAGAGUGCUUUAUAUGCAUUUUCUUUUUAAUCCUCCACAAAACUCUAAGGGUGUUAGCAUUAUUAUUAUUCCCUUUGUACCUAUGCGGAAACUGAAGAAUAGAAAAGUUAAGUAACUAGUUCACAUUUCUGAUAUGAGGAAAAUUUGAAAUUGAAUUUAAAUCUGAGCCUAAUGCCCCAGUUCUUAACCAAUAAGUGACACUGGCAGGCAUUAACUGGUAGCACUGUCUUCCUGAGGAAGUAAAAGUCAUCUAAAAUUCCUAUUUCAUGAACUCUACUCCCAUGUUAAAAUAUAACUUCUAGCCUAUAGUUCAUAUGUUUCUAUACCUAUUGCCACACUGCUGGACCAAAAAAACUCAAAGUCCCUAUAGAAGUAGUGACCUAAGAAAGGUAGAUCAGCACCACAAUUGAUCUCCAUCAUGAGGGAAUCAGCCCAAUUAUCUUUCUGUACCUUCUCAACAUGUCAUAUUCAUUACUGCAGAAAUGAGUCUCCUGAAUAGAGAGUAGUUUGUAUUUCUCGAAAUUUUUUGUUCUUUCUUUAGCUUUUUUCUUUGGAAUUUGCUCUAUUAUAUACAUUUUUAUAAGCUCCUUAUUCAAAUUAAAAACACUAUAUUCAUUUUAGCAUAUCUUUUGCUUGAAAGUAUUCACUAUUCAAGUAUUAAUUCUAAAUGAAAUGACUGAUUUCAGAAAAGUAUAGGUAAUGUUGUGGAGAAAUUUUUAUCACUUAAUAACUUAGAGAUUCUGGAAAUUUAGUAGGGAAAAACCUGAUGGGCUCCAGUUACUUUCUGUUAAAAUGAACCAUUUGUUUUUGGAAUCUCCUCCUUAAAAUUAUGCUGAAAAAUAUAUGUGGGUCAUAAAUGGCUUCGUUCUGAGAGGAUGAAUCAGACAUUCUCCAAAUUUGUUGCAAUAAUAUUAUUCUUGUAGAAGUGAUGAAUUUAUGUUGAUUCAGCUGCUGAGUGAUUGAGAAUCCAUGCUUGGGCUGAAUUAGUUUUCUAUUGCUACUUUGCCAAAGUACCAUUAAUGUAGCGGCUUAAAACAAUACAAAUUUAUUGUCUUACAAUUCUGUAGAUGAGAAGUUCAAUACAGGUCUAAACCAGACUAAAAUCAAGGUGUUGACAGGCUUACAUUCCUUUCUGGUAGCUCUGGGGGAGAAUGCAUUUCUCUGUCUUUUCCUGCUUCUAGAAGCCACCCACAUUCCUUUGGUUGUAGCCUCCUUUCUCCAUAUUCCAACUCAGCAACAUUGCAUCUCUCUGACCAAUCUUUCAUAGUCACCUCUCCCUCUGACCAUAGCUGGGAUAAGUUCUCCACUUUUUGGACCUAUAUGGUUAGAUUAGGCCCAUCCAGAUAAUCCAGGAUAAUCUUCCCCUCUCAAGGUCCUUAACUUAAUCACAUCUACAAAGUCCCUUUUGUCAUGUAAUGUAACUUAGAUACAAGGUUCUGGAGAUGAGGAUAUGGACAUCUUUGGGGGAAGGGGUGGCAUUAUUCUGCCAACCACAAGCUAGCUGCUUGGAAGAGAGUUAUCCAGUCUGGUGGUACUACCUGUGGCCAAACGAGGGAAUGUGAAGAUCUUUGUAACAGGAAUUUAGGCCUCAUGAGUUAGGUGUUUUUACUCCAGAUAAGGUUAAAUAGGAAGACUUCUAAAAAUUAUUGACAAUAACAUUGAAUUGAUAAAGAUAAGAAUAUUUAUUGCAAUCCAAUUCAAAUUAUGCAUACAGAAUGCCCCAACAAAAGAAUCUCAAAACACAGUAGAACCAACCUUGAGUUCUAUUUGGUAAGUAAAUUUCCAAUAAUUUGAAAGUUGUGAAAAUCCACAGUUUUCAUGCUUAAGUGUAGGAAAGAAAAGGAAGUAAACUACUCUUUGAUAAAGCAUUGGUUAAAUAUUCCUUUUAGAACUGCCACUGAUUGCAAUUUUACAAUGUCCAUGCACUUGUAAUUUGAUAAAAUGUACCAUGAAAAAUAUCUAGUUGUGAAAUGGUUCCCAUGUAACUUCAGAAACAUUUUGCUUCUAUGUGCAUAUUUUUCUAAGCUUAAGUGUUGAUUAAAUUAUUUUAUUUAAUUGUUAACAUCUCGGCCACACUGAACAGUCAAUAAUGUGACAGUUUGUUCUUUGUAUUCCUUCCUGUACAAUGACACAGGGGCCUAUCUGAACCCAUAAAAAUAAUAUGAAAAUAUAACUCAGUGUUUUACAUUACAAAACACAGUUUGCACAGCUUAUUUGGUAUGUCUAGAAUUUUGCCUCCAGUAUUAAACCACAAUAUGUAAGAAUCAGUGGGAACACGUGGUGGCGCUGCAGGUUUAAGAUAAAGGAAAACAGAAUUGCCUACGCAGCUCCAGUACCUAGCUAACACCACCGCCCAGAAGGGAAAGAAAACCUUUCAGCUAGAGCAAAAGCGGAUGUUAGACCUCUUUUAAAAUCUAAUAAAUGUCAUAGUUUUGACGUUCUGGACUUCAGGACCGUGCUACCAGGAUCUUGGCCAUAAUUGAAGCUCCUGUGAACCAAAUUUGCAGGAAAGAGCAAUGGAGAUUGGAUGGAUGAGCAAUCGGAGACAAAGGCAAGUCCUACUUUUCUUUGUUUUGCUGAUCGUGUCUCUGUCGGGCGCCGAGUUGGGGCCCUAUUCAGUGGUGGAAGAAAUGGAGCGAGGCUCCUUUGUGGCAAAUCUAGGAAAAGACUUGGGUUUGGGAUUGACAGAGAUGUCCAUGCGCGGGGUCCGUAUCAUUUCUCAGGGGAACAAAAAGCACUUGCAGCUCAAGGUUCAGACUGGGGAUUUGCUUAUAAAUGAGCAAUUAGAUAGAGAGGAGCUAUGCGGCCCCACUGAGCCCUGCGUACUACAUUUCCAAGUGUUAAUGGAAAAACCCUUAGAGAUAUUUCAGGCUGAACUGAGGGUGAGAGAUAUAAAUGACCAUUCUCCGGUAUUCACUGACAGAGAAAUGACCGUAAAAAUACUGGAAAACAGUCCUCUAGGAAAUGUGUUCCCUUUGGAGAAUGCUCUGGACUUGGACAUAGGAAGCAAUAAUGUUCAGAAUUACACAAUUAGUCCCAACUCCUAUUUCCGGGUUCUAACCCGAAAACUCAGGGACGGCAGGAAAUACCCCGAGCUGGUGCUAGAUAGAGAGCUGGACCGGGAGCAGGAGCCUGAACUCAUAUUAACCCUCAAAGCGCUGGAUGGCGGCUCUCCGCCCAGGUCUGGGACAGCUCAGGUCCGCAUCGAAGUGGUGGACACCAACGACAAUGCCCCUGAGUUUGAGCAGCAUCUCUACAAGGUGCAGAUUCCCGAGAACAGCCCGAUAGACUCCCUGCUUGUCACUGUCUCUGCCAGCGAUUUAGAUAGUGGAGUAAAUGGAAAAAUAUCCUAUACACUCUUUCAACCUUCUGAAGAUAUUAGCAAAACUUUGGAGGUAAAUUCUAUGACAGGAGAAAUUCGACUGAGAAAACAAGUAGAUUUCGAAAGAAUUCUGUCCUAUGAAGUGGACAUCAAGGCCACAGAUGGGGGAGGUCUUUCGGGGAAAUGUACUCUUCUGGUGCAGGUGGUGGAUGUGAAUGAUAAUCCCCCAGAAGUGACCAUGUCUGCCCUCACCAGCCCCAUCCCAGAGAACUCGCCUGAGAUUAUAGUUGCUGUUUUUAGUGUGUCGGAUUCUGACUCCGGGGAAAAUGGAAAGACGGUUUGCUCCAUUCAGGAUGACCUUCCCUUUCUUCUGAAACCUUCAGUCAAGAAUUUUUACACCCUGGUAACGGAGACAGCACUAGAUAGAGAAGUGAGAGCCGAGUAUAACAUCACCAUCACAGUCACUGACUUGGGUACCCCCAGGCUGAAAACUGAGCACAACAUAACCGUGCUGGUCGCCGACGUCAAUGACAACGCGCCGAACUUCACCCAAACCUCCUACACCCUGUUCGUCCGAGAAAACAACAGCCCCGCCCUGCACAUCGGCAGCGUCAGCGCCACUGACAGAGACUCGGGCACCAACGCCCAAGUCACCUACUCGCUGCUGCCGCCCCAGGACGCGCACCUGCCCCUCGCCUCCUUGGUCUCCAUCAACGCCGACAACGGGCAUCUGUUCGCGCUCAGGGCCCUGGAUUACGAGGCCCUGCAAGCGUUCGAGUUCCGCGUGGGCGCGGCCGACGCGGGCUCCCCGGCGCUGAGCAGCGAGGCGCUGGUGCGCGUGGUGGUCGUGGACGACAACGACAACUCGCCCUUCGUGCUGUACCCGCUGCAGAACGGCUCUGCGCCCUGCACAGAGCUGGUGCCCAGGGCGGCCGAGGCGGGCCACCUGGUGACCAAGGUGGUGGCGGUGGACGGCGACUCGGGCCAGAACGCCUGGCUGUCCUACCAGCUGCUCAAGGCCACGGAGCCCGGGCUGUUCGGCGUGUGGGCGCACAACGGCGAGGUGCGCACCGCCAGGCUGCUGAGCGACCGCGACGCGCCCAAGCACAGGCUCGUCGUGCUGGUCAAGGACAACGGCGAGCCGCCGCUCUCGGCCAGCGUCACGCUGCACGUGCUGCUGGUGGACGGCUUCUCCCAGCCCUACCUGCCGCUCCCGGAGGCGGCCCCGGACGAGGCCCAGGCCGACUCGCUCACCGUCUACUUGGUCAUUGCCUUGGCCUCGGUCUCGUCGCUCUUCCUGUUCUCGGUGCUGCUGUUCAUCGCGGUGCGGCUGUGCAGGAGGCGCAGGGCGGCCUCGGUGCCUGAGGGCCACUUUCCGGGCCACUUGGUGGACGUGAGCAGCACCGGGACCCUGUCCCAGAGCUACCAGUACGAGGUGUGUCUGAUGGGAGGCUCAGACACCAGCGAUUUCAAGUUCUUGAAGCCAAUUGUCCCCACCUUAGCUCCCUAGGGUCCUGGGAGGAAAUUUGAAGAAAACUCCACCUUCCUAAAUAGCUUUGCAUUUAAUUGAUAGGAAUCCAUCUAAUAAAGACAUUUCCUUUUCUAGAAUUUUCUUGUUAAUUAACUAAAUUGUUUAUGCCCACCACAGCCAUAAAAUACUAUUUAAUUUCUUCCAUUUGAUUGAUCCUUAAUUCCCAAUUUUAUGUCUAACUUCGCCUUUCCUUUCCCUCACAUUUCAGUCCAAGAGUUUUUUUUUUUCCCAGUAGAAUCCCAGUGAGUGAAAUAGGAUUUA
Molecule: messenger RNA, 5214 nt
Organism: Choloepus didactylus (southern two-toed sloth)
Lineage: Eukaryota; Metazoa; Chordata; Mammalia; Pilosa; Megalonychidae
Product: protocadherin beta-16
Exons: 1
Coding region: 2617-4932 (771 amino acids)
Biological process (GO): homophilic cell-cell adhesion
Cellular component (GO): plasma membrane
Molecular function (GO): calcium ion binding
Source: RefSeq, a predicted model, not a curated record